AUGGCAAGAUCAAAGGCAGACGCUCGGCCCACUAGAGACAACACAACACGAAGUGGGAUUCAACUAAGCACUACGAGGAUACCUAGGCAAUCUAUCUUGUCAAGCCUUCAAACACCAGACACUGUCGACGCCUCUCAGAGGCGGAGAUCGAUAGCUUCAACAACCACUCCUCCCCGUCAAAUCGGAGAAAAAGGGGUUACACGGACCUUCUAUGGCCAAGCGAUACCAAAAAACCGAUUCCAUAUCCUUGUGAAGAAAUACCGCAAGCACGGAGUGUUUGCACCCGUGACAUCACGAGAAUUGCAGGGGCUAACGGGUCUUAGUCUCAAGGAACGAGCUGUCUACAUCGGUUUCCGGAAGGAAGGGGAGACGUUUAGCCGCAGUAAGCUCACUGAGAAAGACCCGGGAUUCUUGUAUCUUUGCAUCCCGCUCAUGCUUGCCGGGGGCGACUUAAGUCCUCGUUCAUCUUUGAAUCUCUUAUCCAACGUCGCUAUUUUGGUCCACAAAUCUCCGAGAAUGCUUGAGCUUUACGAAAGCAUCGACAAAGAGACACCAGAAGACGUACCGGAAGAGCUAGACAAUCAAAAAAAAAACGAGCGUACCCCUCCACUUUAUGAGUCCAAUCCGGACAAUGAAGAGGAUCCGGAUCGGCCAAAAGGCACUGCAGAUGAGCAAAUGACCGCCUACGGUAUACGAAAUCGUGACGUCGAAUCUAUUCUGAAACCUCUGAAGGAAGUCGAAAAUAAGACAUUCCAGGCCGUGGACGAUAGCACCAUCAUUGCCGCCAAGCAGAGAAUAAUGUCCGAAGGAAACAGUUCGAGUACCAGGACGCGCCUCAAACUGGUGACACUGGUGCACUUGCACUAGUGUUGUACAAAAAGGAGAUCGAAGAAGCCGAGAAUGAUCGUGACGAGAAACAGAAGAUGAAGGAUGAGAUGGUGGCAUUAGAUGAGGAAAUUCAGCGGAAGCCCGAGCUGAGACCUCGUAUUCCGGCUGGUGCGGAAAUCACCGAGGGGCGGAUGACCAUCAUUAACGACGCAAUGCGAUCGCUU
This is a messenger RNA of Alternaria rosae, 1052 nucleotides long. RefSeq lists its product as uncharacterized. The record is from RefSeq and is a predicted model, not a curated record. Bases 1 to 867 code for a protein of 288 amino acids. The transcript has 4 exons. Lineage: Eukaryota; Fungi; Ascomycota; Dothideomycetes; Pleosporales; Pleosporaceae.